Messenger RNA from Linderina pennispora, 1398 nucleotides. RefSeq lists its product as uncharacterized. The record is from RefSeq and is a predicted model, not a curated record. Gene Ontology annotation, biological process: protein import into nucleus; RNA export from nucleus. Gene Ontology annotation, cellular component: nuclear pore central transport channel; nuclear pore. Gene Ontology annotation, molecular function: phospholipid binding; structural constituent of nuclear pore. Lineage: Eukaryota; Fungi; Kickxellomycota; Kickxellomycetes; Kickxellales; Kickxellaceae. The transcript has a single exon. Bases 425 to 1297 code for a protein of 290 amino acids.
CAGAAGGGGCCUGAGACUACACAGUCGCUUAGCAGCCCAGCGCCGACCGGCGGCAUCUUUAGCAGACUUGGCGGCACGAGCACGGCCGGGGAGACAACUACUGGGUUUAGCUUGAAGGGCAGUGCCAGCACUGGGUUUAGCAGUACGCUGGGCGGUAGCCCUGCGGCAACGGAGACUGCAAGCACCGGUAUUAGCACCAAGCUUGGGGGGACGAGCGCGGCGGGGGAGGCGACUACUGGGUUUAGCUUGAAGGGCGGUGCGAGCACUGGCUUUAGCAGCAUGCUGGGCGGCGGCGCAUCGGCCGCUGAGCCGGCCAAAUUCAACCCAUUCGCUCCUACGACGAAGCCGGAGGCAUCGGCGGCUGCUUCGACGACAGUACCUACAUCAGCUGCUGAGCCAGCCAAGCUUCAACCCAUUUGCUGCCAUGAAGAAAUCAGAGACAUCGACAGCCGCCUCUACAUCAGCUGCGGCUCCGUCGGUGUUGGGUAACCCGACAACCGGAACGGGUCUGGGUGGAGGUGGUCUGAAGCUGUCGACGACGCCAGCCGAGCCGGCAGCCAGUGCCCCGGCUGAUCCGAGCAAGCCGGCGACACUGGCGAACAAGGCGCUUCGCGGCAAGACGCUGGAGGAGAUUGCGCAGAUGUGGACAGACGAGCUGGCGGUGCAGACGCGCGAGUUCCACAAGCAGGCGGCGACGGUUGGGUACUGGGAUCGGGCGCUGGUACAGCAGGGCGUGCGGAUCACGGAACUGUAUGAGGCGACCAUGGCCGUGGAGGCCGAGCAGGCGGCGGUGGACCAGAGCCUGGAGCACAUGGAGGGCCAGCAGGCGGCGCUGGCCGAGCUGCUGGACACAUACGAGGGCCGCGUGCGCGCCCUGGUCCGCGACACCGUGCCCGCCAACGGCCGGUCGGCCGACGCCGAGCGCACGGCCUUGUAUGCAUCGGCCGAGAACCUGAAUGCCCAGAUGGACGAGCUGGCGCGGCGGCUCACCGAUCUGGUGGGCGCCGUGAACCAGGUGUCCAAUGCCGAGCCGGCUGGCAGUGCUGAGCGCAGGCAGGAUCCGUUCGACCAGAUUGUGCAGAUUCUGAACUCCCAUCUGAGCGCAAUGGAGUGGGUUGAUGCCCAGACCACGCAUCUCCAGGAGCGCGCCAAGACCGCAUUGCGCGUCAGCCAGCAGGUGGCUAAUGAUGUGGUGGAGGAGCAGCCGCCGCAGAUCCGCGUGCCGGGCGGGUUCCAUGAGCCGGCGCCGCCCAAUAUGUCGCUGUUUGGCACCCCCACGGGUCGCCGCGGGCUGUAGUUUUCCACACGUAGCUUCUAUGUCUGGUGAAUAUCAGGUAGCCAAGAGCAAUAUUCGCAUGGGCUACAUUGUCUAGCAGCGGUGUUUUGUGUUAGCCAGAG